UUUUACACGAAUCAUGAAUGCUGCACACAAUUUGAAAUGUGUGCAUGGGCUGGCUGAGAUCACAGAGUUGCUGCUUGUCCUACAUCAAGAAACACCAGACCUGUCCAUUAACGUUCAGAUUAAGUCAUCAACUGAACAUCAUUUUGACAAUCUGAUUUUCCUCAUCAAACUCAUCUGCAGUAGACAUUUCUGCAUUGAAACCCUCUUUUCAAGUUAUGGAAAUUAUCUUCAGACUUUUGCAAGCCUUGUCGUCGAAAUGCAAUCCCUAGAGAAUGAGAGCCAUUUAAGUUUAAGUUACAGUGAAGAUGGCACCCUGACAAGGAGAAGUUAUUUCUUGAUGUCUGAAAAUGAUGGUUAUGGAUUGAAAUGUACUAAGAGCAAGACAAAACCAAAUAUGAAAAGAACAUCUGGCACAGUACUACACAUCAGGGUAUUUCAAAGUAAGGGUGCCAUGAUGUUGCAAGCAAAAAAACUUUACCAUUACAUGAAACAAAUAAGUCUAUGUUCUAAGGCAUCCUUUGGAUUAUCUCUCACAGUUCACGAAAAUGACUGCAUCUUUGACAUAAGGCAGAAUAUGAUUGAAGAUCUUCCAGAGAAGGGAUAUUCUUUAUCAAAAGACACAGUUUAUAUACUAAAAGAUACACAAUAUGUCCCAUCAUCUUUGUCUCCCAGUAUUGUAAGUGGUAACAUGGAGGAUCUUCCUAACCUUCUUGAUGAGCCAGAUAUGACUUUCCAACUUUACAUAUCUGGAUUUAAGACAGUGUGUUACAGUGAAACAAACACACCCUCUCUAGUGAUGCUUUCUUGGUAUGGUCCUGGAAAUAUACCACUGUACGACACUGGGGAUGCAAUUAAUCCGAUGAAAGUUUUGAGCCUUGUAAAGUGGACAAAGUAUGGAAUACAUCCAGUAGCGGAAAACUCAAUACAGUCUAAAACUCACCUUCAGUGCCAUGAAUUUUUACCUGUGAGAGCCAUAAGGGAACAAUCCUGUUUUGUUUUGUCACUUUAUGGUUUUAUGGAUGUUAAAAACCUCUGCAGUUCUGAAAGGAAAAUGGAUGCUGUUUUUUGGUUGAGAAAGAAUAGUGUGAAGUGGAUGAAAAUCUAUGAAGAAAAGAUAAAAGCCUCCUUGGAAUUUGUAAUUGAUAAAAUUGUUACCCCUGUCAGAUCUGCAGAUGACGAAAAGACAACCUUGCUGUACAGCCAAGCCAUUUCAAACAUCUCAAAGUCCAUAUCUAAUGUUGUGCUGAGAUCAUCUUGUGAACAGUUCCGCAGAAAGUGCUAUCAACUGCUAGAGGUUGAAGAAGAUGGGUCUGUACAAGUGUCCCUGAGUAAAAAGCUUUGGAACAUCUCUGAGUCAUUUGGAAUUUUUCAACCAAUAGAGACAAUGGAAUCUGAGAGUUGUGGUCCUCAAAGAACUGUGUUAGAUCCUGCAAGCAAAUCAGAAUUUAGAAACUCUGAAACUGAUCCUUCAGGAGACAAUGACUUUAUACAAGUUCAUGAGGAUGACUUAGAGAGAUUAAACUGGUUUCCAGAACUAAGGGAGGCUACUGCGACUACCACAGAUAUUCUGGUCUCCACAACAGCAGAUUCUUUUGAGGGAGCACAAAUGUCCAAAUCCAUGAAUAAGAUUCUGAGGGAUCAAGAAGCCAGCAGAGCUGGUAGGAAGCCUCAGGUUGAUGUUAAAGACAACAAUGAAACCAAUAAUAAUGGUGCAUUUGAAGAGGAUGUAAAAUAUCCUAAACAGGACCUUGUUAAAAAAGUUAAUUUCUGCAGUGUGCAGUGCUCAAAAGAGAAUCAAUCCAUUCUUCAAGAUGAGAAUUCUAUUUCGUCCAUGUAUGCUUAUCUAUCACCUAUUCAAAAUGAAGAAUCACCUAUUCAAAAUGAAGAAUCACCUAGUCAAAGUGACAAAUACUUGUACAGUCAACCUGAAAAUAUGAAUAUGGAAGAUCAUUUCCACACAGUAAUGGAGGCGGAGGAAGAGUGGAAUAUUGCUGGGGUGGAUGAUGAAUUGAGGAUGUGUGCUUAUGUUGAAGAACAGACUCUGAGUAACAUACCAUUGGGUUCAGAUUUUAGAAUAGUGAACAGCCUACAGCAACAGCAGCAUACACCUACAGAAACCAGUGGAAUCUCAGAAAUUUUAGAAAAGGAAAGCAAAAACGAGAACUUAGUUGAUUGGCUGGAUGAAGCACUCCUAGAGAUGAAGAACUGGUUUAAUGAUGAAUGACUAUAUAUUACAUUUAUCAUGACAAUAUCAAAUUAUCAAAAAA
Messenger RNA from Saccostrea echinata, 2267 nucleotides. RefSeq lists its product as uncharacterized. The transcript is spliced from 15 exons. NCBI's taxonomy places the organism in Eukaryota, Metazoa, Mollusca, Bivalvia, Ostreida, Ostreidae. The coding region runs from base 14 to 2224 and encodes 736 amino acids. The record is from RefSeq and is a predicted model, not a curated record.